AUGGCCACAGAGCAAGCAAGGGGGCAGCAUGGACCAGACCCGGCCACUGGCCCGCAGGAGCCCCCUGCAGGGGCUGCGGCUCCCAGGAGUGGUGCCGAGGGGGCCCCCUUGACCAAGAGGAGGAGCAGGAGGGAGAGGGGGCUCAGAGGGUCCCGGAAGGGCACUGGCAGCUCUGGGGAGCAGACCCCUGUCCAGGGCCCCAAGGCCGGGGACAGCAGCAAGAACCCCUCCAGGAUGGGAGAGGGGCAGGCAGGGGCCCCCGCUGAAGCCCCUGGGCCAGCCUCUCGUCGCCAGUCCCACCGGCAUCGACCUGACCCCCAGCGCGAUGCUGCUCACAGGACAUAUGGGCCCUUGCUUGACCGAAUCUUCGGGAAGGACCGUGAGCUGGGCCCCGAGGAGCUGGAUGAGCUUCAGGCUGCCUUCGAGGAGUUCGACGCUGACCGUGACGGCUACAUUGGCUACCGGGACCUGGGCGACUGCAUGCGGACCCUGGGCUACAUGCCCACUGAGAUGGAGCUGCUGGAGGUCUCCCAGCACGUCAAGAUGCGCAUGGGUGGCCGUGUGGACUUCGAGGAGUUCGUGGAACUGAUAAGCCCGAAGCUGAGGGAGGAGACGGCGCACAUGCUGGGGGUGCGAGAGCUGCGCAUCGCCUUCCGAGAGUUUGACAGGGACAGGGAUGGACGAAUCACAGUGGCAGAGCUGCGGCAGGCAGCACCGGCUCUGCUGGGGGAGCCGUUGGCUGGUCCUGAGCUGGAUGAGAUGCUCCGAGAAGUGGACCUCAAUGGGGAUGGCACUGUAGACUUUGAUGAGUUUGUGAUGAUGCUGUCGACCCACUAA
Molecule: messenger RNA, 837 nt
Organism: Propithecus coquereli (Coquerel's sifaka)
Lineage: Eukaryota; Metazoa; Chordata; Mammalia; Primates; Indriidae
Gene: CABP4
Product: calcium binding protein 4
Exons: 6
Coding region: 1-837 (278 amino acids)
Molecular function (GO): calcium ion binding
Source: RefSeq, a predicted model, not a curated record